UCCACCCCCGGGGCGGCUGGCCUCUGCGCUCCCAGUAUAAAGAGGAGCGGGGCGAGGCGGCCCCUCGGAAGGGGAACCCGAAGGCGCCAGUCUCUCCGGCGCAACCCGCACGCUGGGCGGAGCCCCAUGGAUCUCUACCCCACCCAGCAUCCAGCCCACGGGGGGGGCCUGGCCCCGCCGGAGGGCCGCUUCCCCGGCAACUUCCCCACAGCCAGGAGCGAAGUGGCCGGAGGUGGCUGCCCUUCCCUGUCCCCGGAUCUCAGCCCGCCCGCCCCGUUCCCCCCGGACGCGGCUGAGCUGGUGCCUUCCAUCUCCCAGCGCAGGAAAAGGACCAACUUCACCACGGCUCAGCUGGAGACGCUGGAGCUGGUCUUCAGCGACACCAUGUACCCCGAUAUCUACCUGCGGGAGAAGCUGGCGGCCAUGACCCAGAUCCCGGAGUCCAGGAUCCAGGUCUGGUUCCAGAACAGACGUGCCAAGUCCCGGCGGCAGCGAGGGAAACCUUGCAGCAGUCCGGGAGCCGCGGAGCCUUUCCCGGGCCACAAGGCUCCUGCCAAACAUGGAUAUCCACCGGUGGGCAUCCGGCAGCACCCCUCCCGCACAGAGCGGCACGGUUACUUCCAGGCCCCCGUGGGCCCUUCAGGGGCUGCCUGCGCUGCCCGGCCUCCUUUUCCCAGCAACCACGCAAGCACUAGCGUGAAGGCGCUGGAGGGUCAUCCACCGCAUUACGCGCUGUCGGGAGUAGCCCAGAUCAUUCAAAUAAAAGAAGAAAACGCGAGUCCGUACCAGUGGCCCUCCAACCUGCCCUUCCAGCCUGGGCUCGGGGUGGACUUUGAGAGCGUCCCUCCGAAUAGGACGGUCGGACCUGAAAUGAAUUUUCUAGUGCCCUCCCUGCCCCUUUCAGCUGGUGCGGGUAGACAUGGCGGUAUGGGGAAGCUGUGUGGUCCUCACUCCCAAACGCCUCAGACCACGUGUGGACAAUAUUCGCCCAUCUCUGAUGCAGAAGACACCAGCAGCUAUUCGGAGUCGGGCUCCGAGUGGGAAGAGAGCACCCUAAGUACCUUCCGAGGAAUCUGAAGGGACCAUUCAAGAUCCGCCGGGGGUAGGGGAAGGCAAAAGGAAACGUGUAAAAGUUAAUUUUUAAGCAACUUUUUGUAACCAUGGAGUUCUCGAAACGGCGAAUUUCGGGUGUAUCUUUUAGAGUGCUAGGAAUAAGUCUCGUAAGUCACAGGCCCCUUAUGAAAAGGGCAUUUAUUUGUAAGCUCAGGUGUCCGGCAAACAGAACUGCCAACCCACCACCUGGUGUAAUUUUAUCAGCCAGACAACCUCCACCUCAUCAAAAAUAUCCUACCUAGGAAAGGGAGUCAUAGCAAGAAUUAAGUCCGUGUUAGUGACAGGGAAACAAUUAGAAAGCAAGUUCUUAGUUUCCUUCUUUUUAAAUAACUUGUAUGUAUAAACAACACUUGUUUUUUGUCUGUAGCCUAAUAGACAAAGGGGAGCGACUAUCGCCCAACUCCACACCUUGUUAACACAAAGCCACACCUUGUUAACACAAGAGGUCACUGGUGAAACUAACCAAGAGGGAAGCUGGAGGUUACCGUAAUCCUAGAAAUGGCAUAAUACUUUAAACCCCAAUUCCCUCUCACCUCUCUUCCUAAAAGUUUCCUAGCAGCUAUUGAAUAACAUGUUGCUUUCACUGAACCCUAAGAGUUUCCUAAAACUCCUUUUGCUGCCUGACAGGAGGGAGGGAGUCACACCCAGGAUCACCGGUUUGUGUAAUAGAUGCAUGGAUGUACUGAGCCAUUGAAAGCUUCUAAAAUAAAGCGUCUUCGUAGAUCGCUGCACUGUAAUUUAAUCACAAGGUUUUAGAGUUGCACUAUUAAGAGCCAUAUAAGAAUAUGACUGCCUAGUUUGGUGUAAAUAUGACUACAGCUGUGUGUGGGCUAGGGUUAGUAAAGGCAUAAACAGGGGUGGAGGGAGGGAAAGUACCAUGUGCAAUGUUCUCUUAUUUGUAAUUAAAUGAAGCUUAUCUUAAAUGUGUAAAACUUUAGAUUUUUGCAUAGUUAAGAAUACACCCAAUAUCACAAAUGUUAGAGCGUACAGAAAACCCAGUAUUUCUGGGCAGUUUGCCCCCUCCUACCCCCUUGAGACAUACAAGUGUCAUUUGAAUACAGUGAAAGUGUGUAUGGCAAAAAUUACCAUGAUGGAUACAAAACUCUCAAAACAUCCUCUCGAGGAUGAAAUUAAGUGCAAUAGUAAAACUUUAAUGUUACCUAUUUAUUUUAAGUAAGGUGUGUGUGUCUUGUAAAACUGCCUUCAGAUGAAAAUACAGCUUGGCUUUUAAAAUAAGAACAGACUAUGAUACUCAGUUGACCUAGCAAGGAAGAUAAACUGGCUAGCUUUUUUAAAAUUCUACUAGCUUAUUUAUUUUUGCAUCUUCAUUUAACCUUGUGUAAAAGAAUUAGGAAACUCCUGGUUCUAUGUUUUGGAAAACC
Caretta caretta (loggerhead turtle) is the source of this 2495-nucleotide messenger RNA. It is a transcript of the gene MIXL1, whose product is annotated as Mix paired-like homeobox. The record is from RefSeq and is a predicted model, not a curated record. Gene Ontology annotation, molecular function: RNA polymerase II cis-regulatory region sequence-specific DNA binding; DNA-binding transcription activator activity, RNA polymerase II-specific. Lineage: Eukaryota; Metazoa; Chordata; Testudines; Cheloniidae. Gene Ontology annotation, biological process: regulation of transcription by RNA polymerase II; endoderm formation; endoderm development.